AUAGUUUCAUUAUUAAUAUUACCUCCUCCUCUAACUACUCUUAAUUAAUUGACUACUACUUGUUCUUCCCACUUCACUUGCUAUUCAAUUAAGUUAUACUGAUCAUCAACUAGCUAUUUGAAUUGAAGAUUUAUCUCAAAAUAUGUCUGGGAGAAGGUCGAGGCAGUCAUCAGAAGGAGGCACCUCCAGGAUUUCAGAUGAUCAGAUCAUACAACUCGUCUCCAAAUUGCAGCAACUUCUUCCUGAAAUUCGUAAUCGUCGCUCCAACAAGGCAUCAGCAUCUAAGGUGCUCCAAGAAACAUGCAACUAUAUUAGGAAUUUGCAUAAAGAGGUGGAUGAUCUCAGUGAUCGACUUUCUCAGUUAUUGUCAACCAUUGAUGCUGAUAGUCCAGAAGCUGCAAUUAUUCGUAGUUUAAUUAUGUAAUUUUCAAUCAUUUAUUUAUAAAUAAUUACUAUAUUAUAUAUGUUUGGGUGCACUAAUCAAUCUCCUAUAUACUUAGUUCUGUAUUUCUUCUUUAUUUGAUCUCUAGAUUUUGGUCGAUAUUAAUUAGCUAGGCCAAUCUCAUAAUUAAUGGUGUGCUUGUAUUGAUGUUUACCAAUUUUAAU
Solanum tuberosum (potato) is the source of this 606-nucleotide messenger RNA. Its product is annotated as transcription factor PRE6-like. Gene Ontology annotation, biological process: regulation of growth; regulation of DNA-templated transcription. The record is from RefSeq and is a predicted model, not a curated record. NCBI's taxonomy places the organism in Eukaryota, Viridiplantae, Streptophyta, Magnoliopsida, Solanales, Solanaceae. The coding region runs from base 143 to 424 and encodes 93 amino acids. Gene Ontology annotation, molecular function: protein dimerization activity. The transcript is spliced from 2 exons.